AGAGAUGAAUUUUUUUCAAAGAAAAAUUUAAUAAAAAUCAUCAAAUUUUAUUUUUCUAUUUUGACCAUGAAUGGCCCAUCAUUGCAAAAUAGGAUGGCAAUAAACAUUCGAUUUUUUUCGAUUCAAAUUUGUUGAAAUUAGUCAUUUUUUGAAAUUAAAAAAUUUUGAUUGAUUCAAACAUAUUUGAUUAUUUUAAUUUACGAACCUUGUGUGUAUUCGUAAAUCAAAUGGACGCAAAUGCAAUCGGACAAACGGUCUAUUCCAAACAAUGGCUCAUUCAAGGUCUAAUGAAAAUGAUCAAGUUUGUACAGAAUGAAUCGAAUACGACCAGCAACCACAAUAAUGAUGAUGGUGAUAAUGAUGAGCCAUCAUCGAUGACCAUGAGUGAUAAUGUUACAUUGAUUGAUGUUGAAGAUCAAUUAUGUCUAAUAUGGGAUAUAUCAUCUGAAACGGAUGUACAACAAUGUCUUUAUGAAUUGAAUGCUGAUGAAAUUUUCAUCGAUACAGUGAUGCGGACAGAAAAUCGACGAUUAGCCGAAAUAUCCAUUGGUAUCCUUGGUAAUCUUAGUCAUAAUGAUCGAAUAAGUGAACGAAUCGCAACGAAUGAAUCAUUCUGUUCGUUUGCGUUAUCCAUGUUUACAGCUGCAGAUAUACCAUUCCUGAUACAAUUGAUUCGUUUUCUUCAUAUAAACGUACAUAAAAAACCAGAAAAAUGGUUGUCAUUAAUUCAUGAACAAAGAAAAUUUUUCAUCUACCAAAUCGAAUAUCUAAUGGCCAAUUGUUUGAAUGUUGAGUUACUGCGAUUAUUAUUGCAAUAUUUGAACGAUGUAUUAUACCGUGAUGAAGAACUGGCCUCUCAAGUUCUAUUCACUGACGAUGAUGAUUCAAAUUUCAUCACUGCAUUAUGUCAAGCUUGUCAGCAGAUUUUGACAGAAAUCGAUGAUCAGGAUAACGAUGAAGAAGCUAUUGAUACCAAUCGUGAUGUUCAAUUUUUCCAUAAUUUUUGGUUUAUACUUGAAAUGGUUACUCGUGGUAUCAAUAUUGAUGGCCACCACCGAUUACCAGAUUGUGGAAAUAUUAGUGAAUUAUUCAUACGAUUCGCUACUGGACAAUCAUUCAUCGAUUUUGAAUCAUCCAACAGUAUCAAUUCAUUUUCAGCUGCUUGUGCUUGUUUGAUUCGAUUUAUUCAACAAAGUGAUGAUGUAAAAAACCCCAAAAACAUUUCAACCAUAUUUCAACAGACAAUGACUAUUGAUCGAUUAAAAUUGACAUUCAAUAAGUCGUUGGCGCUAUUAUCGGAUCAACAAUUGCCAAUUCAUCAAGAUGAUGAUGGCUUGAUAUUACGAAAUCUUCAUGCUAAUAUUGAUCAUCUUUAUAGAUAUUUAUUUUCAUCAUAACAGCAAUGUUAAUCUGUUACUGUUAUGAAAACAAACAGACGAACAAAAGCAAAAAGAAUGAAUUAUUUACGUUGAAAAUCAAUACGUCAAAUAUUUGGCCAAUUAAAUUUUUUGCAAAUAUUGGCCCAAUAUUUAUAAAUAUUGACUCUUGUUUUUUGCAACCAAGUUUCAUCGUUACGUAAACAAUUUUUUACGGUUCAACUUGUAAUUGAUGAAUUCUUUGAACUUAGAAUCAAAGAAAAUCUUUUAAUUUAUAAUUUGUUGAAAAAAUUUGAAUUUCUCAACAAUCGACUCAACAACUAAAUCCUCAUAUACUAUGAUCACGUAUUGUAUGUAUGGAUUUUUCUACUACGUCAUAUUCCCAAUAACAACAAUAUUCAUAAAACUAAUUGCCAUUGUGUGUGUGUUGUUGUUGUUCGUGCAUAAUGUUAAUAAUGAUGAUCUUGUCGACAAACAUAACAGGAUGGUGAAUCUUACAGGACGAUGCUAGAUGCAUAUUUCUUCAUCGAAUAUAUGAUGGCCAUGUACAAAACAACACACACACACACACAACAUGGUCGUCCUCAUCAACCAAAAUUAUUCAAGCUGUCAAUAAUGAUAAGAAAAAAAAUUAAUCAAUUCAUUCAUUUUCACAUCAUUGUCGUUUUUUUUUGUUUCGACCAUUGUGAAUUACAUAAUCAUCAUUAUAAUAUGGAUGCUCUAUUGAUAUAGAGACGAGGCAGAGAAAAAUUUUUCUGAUAAAUUCAUAAUAGUAUCGAUUAUCGAUACCCUUCUCAACUAUAGUCUGAUUUCAACAAUUUCAUUUUUUUUCCUCAUUGAUUCUAAAAACAAUCUGUUGUAAAUUGAAGCAAUUGAUAAUCGAUUAUGGCCAUUGUUCAACAAUGAAAAAAAGAAGA
This is a messenger RNA of Dermatophagoides farinae (American house dust mite), 2293 nucleotides long. RefSeq names its product delta(9)-fatty-acid desaturase fat-6-like. NCBI's taxonomy places the organism in Eukaryota, Metazoa, Arthropoda, Arachnida, Sarcoptiformes, Pyroglyphidae. Gene Ontology annotation, cellular component: endoplasmic reticulum membrane. Gene Ontology annotation, molecular function: iron ion binding; stearoyl-CoA 9-desaturase activity. The record is from RefSeq and is a predicted model, not a curated record. Gene Ontology annotation, biological process: unsaturated fatty acid biosynthetic process.